GCUUGGCAUCAUGCCCGAGAUACGGUGUGGAUGAGCGUCGUGCCGGAUAUACCGUCGAUACCGCAGUCAGGCCAUGAUGAGCACUGGCUCGACGGAGACAUUCCGGCUGUUGGGCCCAUCUACCUCUUGCAGCCUCACAAGUCUCAUGGAGAUAAACCGGCACUACUGGAAGCAAGGCAGCUCAGUGGCGGAGUCGACUUUGCCGCUUUAAAAGAAUGGUUCUCCUUUUGUCGGCAGUGGCACUUGAGAUCGUGCUGUCGACCAACCAAGGGCGAUACAAUCACACAGGGAUUUCGCGUAAUCGAUUGUGAAAAAGAUCCCCCGGCCGUGGUCUCGAUGUCUUGGGGAGUUGAAUAUGCAGCGCUUAGCUAUGUUUGGGGCCAGCGACAAGAGGACUUGGUGGACUGGCCUGCAACUGUCCUUGAUGCCGUUGAUGUGUCUCGAAGGCUGGGGUUGCGGUAUCUAUGGGUUGAUAGACUGUGUAUCAAUCAAUCGGACCCGGUGGAGAAGGACUAUCUCAUCUCUCGAAUGACUACGAUUUACGAAUAUGCCGAGCUUACUAUUGUUUCGGCAUUUGGAUCAGGGGCUAGCGAUGGCCUUCCGGGUGUUCGGUCAACGCCUCGAAAGAAACAGCCAACCGUUCGAUUAGAGAACGGCAGCUUACUAGUCUCUGCGCUUCGAGAUCCUCGUCAAGAGAUUCUGGCAUCUGAUUAUUGGACAAGGGGGUGGACAUACCAAGAAGGAGUCUUGUCAAAUAGGCGCCUAGUGUUUACUGAGAAUCAAGCCUACUGGGAGUGUCGGUGUAUGGCAGCGCAGGAGUCUUUUCAGAUACCUCUAGAUCUGGUCCAUAAAAACCACACUCCUGUGGAGAAUAAUACCGCCGGCUUGCGUGGAAGAGAAAUUCCCCCUCCGAUGCCACAGGGACAGCACAUGGAGGACUACAUGCUGGGUGGCAUUUUUAAGAGCGAGUCAUCUGGUGGAGACUAUUCAGAAAAGUAUUACAAAGACGUUAUACAAACCGAUGAACACAGACUGGAGUAUGGCUUUCCCGUCCCAGAUGAAGGAUAUAUCAAUUCCCAGCUACGAGCACUGGACGACCACAUUCGCGCCUUUUCAGCAAGAAAACUAAGUCAUGGAGGAGAUUCACUAAAGGCCUUUCUUGGCAUCAUAGGCAUGUUCAGAGACAAGAGGCUGCGUAUAUAUCUUGGUAUCCCAAUGUGGAUGGACGAUAUAUUGGUCGACUUGACGGGUGCUUACAUCACCUUCGCCCUGUCGGUCUGCUCAUGGUAUCACCGCAGCGGCGAUGAACACCACAUGUUUAUCGCAGAGCCGUGCGAGCGGAGGACACAUCUGCCAUCUUGGACUUGGGCAGGAUGGCAAGGCACCGUAUCAUGGCGAGCACCGCCGUCAGACGAGCAUAGCGUCUUUAUGGGAGACUUGAUCACGGCCGAGCCACUUCAAGUUCAUUUGGUGUGGGCCGCAGAUCUAUAUCUAAGAUCCGCUUGCGAGCCGGUAUGCCUGCGACUACUGAAUCUGUAUUCAGCAGAUGUGCUAGAGGCAAAAGUACCUACGCUGUUGGAGAUACGCAAGCCACUAGUCUUGAAAUACUCGAUCCGGCAUGAAAUCAAGGGAAGCUGGGAAUGGAGACGCUUAGCAGGCAGAGCAGGCGAGAAGCGCCGUUACCAAGCCGAGCGACAGGAGUGGGACAAGAAAUGGUAUCGCAUCGCCGGCAGAUUGGCAUUUGUCAGUAUGUCUAUCUCUAUUAGUGAGGAGGAGUGGACUCGGAAGCAUUACACCGGCGAACUUGUCAGCGUGCUCAUCUUUACGGCUCAGCGACCUCGCGCAAAGCAUGGAAGGGCGAGAUUCUUGACGCUGCAGAGGGUUGAGUCUGAUUCGUUUGAGAGACGGUGGGAGAGAGUUGGAACUCUGCAGCUGAUUAUUCCGGAGAUGGACCUGGAUAGAUGCUUCACAAAUGAGGAGUUGCUAAGGAGGAUUCCGGUGAAAGAGUGGGGAGGUGCAAUUGUUGUUCAAUAAAAGAAGCAUACAGUUACGUUGAGUUAAUAACUAACAUGGUGAAGAGACCGUUUUGAGCGCGCAGCAGGUGCUUGAUGUAGCCUGUAAUUGAAAGGGAUAUUAUCUCUUCCACCAAGUACACCGGGUAUGUCAUAUGAAGAAAAAUAUAAUUUGUUGUGAACAGGAUAUGAACUGGAAGCUUAGAAUUUAAGAGACAAGGUAAUACCAGUGAAUGGUAAAAGCUUUAGAGGGGCAAGGUAGCAAUGAGAAUAAAGCAGAC
Molecule: messenger RNA, 2293 nt
Organism: Trichoderma asperellum CBS 433.97
Lineage: Eukaryota; Fungi; Ascomycota; Sordariomycetes; Hypocreales; Hypocreaceae
Source: RefSeq, a predicted model, not a curated record